AUGGCAAAACAAGUGUCGGGGUUUACGAGCGACAGCAAGCUGGGCUCUACCUCAGGGCGACGCUCCUCCCACACGUCGUCUCAGUUUGACGCAACUUUCAUUGAUCCCAAGUUUCCCAACGUACUGGAUGCAUGUUCUGGAUACAAGGCCACCGAUGUAUCUGCCAGCGGGACCAAGUUCACCGCGACCCUCGUUCUGGGGGGAAAGCCAUGCAACGUCUUCGUGAAUGAUAUUCAGAAAUUGUCGUUGAGCGUUAAGUACGAGACUGUGUAUAGGAUACAUUGCAAUUUGCCCACAAAUAUGUGA
Laccaria bicolor S238N-H82 is the source of this 306-nucleotide messenger RNA. RefSeq lists its product as uncharacterized. The record is from RefSeq and is a predicted model, not a curated record. The coding region runs from base 1 to 306 and encodes 101 amino acids. NCBI's taxonomy places the organism in Eukaryota, Fungi, Basidiomycota, Agaricomycetes, Agaricales, Hydnangiaceae. The transcript is spliced from 3 exons.